AUGUCCCUGCGUACGAUCCUAUCGAAUUACGGCUUCGCCUUGCAACGAGAGCUUUUCCCCACGCUCGAAGAAGAACUCGGUCCCUUGGGCGAGCGCUACGAGUUAUUCGUCACGGUGCUCGGGUUCGUGCCGGUUGAGCCAUUCCUGACGUGCUGGCGUGGCUUGCCGGGGCGCCCGCAGGCGGAUCGUGCGGCGCUGGCACGAGCCUUCAGCGCCAAGGCGGUGUUCGCCAUCUCGACCACCCGCGCGCUCGUUGAGCGCCUUGUCAUCGACCGGCCGCGGCGUCGCCUGUGCGGCUGGAGCCAGGGCGCGGCGGUCCCCAGCGAGGCGACCUUGUCGCGGGCCUUCAGCGACUUCGCUGACAGCGCCUUGCCAAGCCGCCUGCACGAGGCGCUGAUCGACAAGACCUUUGCGCGAUCAUCUGGUCGGCCACGUCUGACGCGAUUCGACGGCGAUCUUGGGGCGCGAGAAGCCAGCCCCGAAGCCGCACCAAGCGGCUACGCCGAAACGCCGCCGCGGACGACCGCGCAAGGCUGA
Geodia barretti is the source of this 537-nucleotide messenger RNA. The record is from the annotation of a GenBank genome assembly. NCBI's taxonomy places the organism in Eukaryota, Metazoa, Porifera, Demospongiae, Tetractinellida, Geodiidae.